Molecule: messenger RNA, 1623 nt
Organism: Cannabis sativa
Lineage: Eukaryota; Viridiplantae; Streptophyta; Magnoliopsida; Rosales; Cannabaceae
Product: divinyl chlorophyllide a 8-vinyl-reductase, chloroplastic
Exons: 1
Coding region: 231-1484 (417 amino acids)
Molecular function (GO): oxidoreductase activity
Source: RefSeq, a predicted model, not a curated record
ACGUCAUCUCUCAAGUAAACAUAUCCACCUAUCAUUUAGAUUUUCUACUCUGAUAAUCCACAGCUUCAAGCUUUGACAACCAUGGAGGAUUGCUCGCCUCAUAUUUUACUCUACUCCUUUUCCUUUACUCUCUCGCAUUUUCUUUCCUUGUGACCUAUUAUAGUAUAUCAUCAACUCACUACUCACCAAACCUUUUCUCAUUUUUCUCAUAACUGAACUGAAAAACCAAAAUGUCUCUUCGUUUCUCCUCCCAUGUGUUAAAUCUUCACUCGGCCAAGCACCAAACUUUCUUCAAUCGUUUCUCUUCAGACUUCAUCACCAGAAUUCAGGUAAGCUCCACCACUCCUUACGCCUUGCCAUACUCUCCUUUGAAUAAGUUAAGCAGAGAAAAGUUCAACCACCACCCCAUUACAGCUUCAGUAACCCCAAGUGCUGAAACUGUUGAAUCAUCUUCAUUCAGAGCUAAAAAACCCAAUGAUGUUAAUGUUUUGGUGGUGGGUUCAACUGGGUAUAUUGGGAAAUUUGUUGUUAAAGAGUUAAUCAAUAGAGGGUUCAAUGUCAUAGCUGUGGCUAGGGAGAGGAGUGGGAUCAAAGGGAAAAAUAGUAAAGAAGAGACAUUUAAUGAGUUGAAAGGAGCCAAUGUGUGCUUUUCAGAUGUUACCAAUUUUGAUUGUUUGGAGAAAUCUUUGGAAAGUUUAAGUGUUCCUAUUGAUGUUGUGGUUUCAUGUCUAGCUAGUCGUUCAGGUGGAGUUAAGGACUCAUGGAAGAUAGAUUACGAAGCAACUAAGAACAGUCUUGUUGCUGGUAGAAAAUUUGGGGCUUCCCAUUUUGUAUUGCUUUCAGCCAUCUGUGUGCAAAAACCCCUUCUUGAAUUUCAGCGUGCUAAGCUGAAAUUCGAGGCUGAGUUGAUGAAAGAAGCAGAAGAGAAUAGUGGGUUCUCUUACAGCAUUGUGAGGCCAACUGCUUUCUUCAAAAGCUUGGGUGGUCAGGUUGAGUUGGUGAAAGAUGGCAAGCCUUAUGUGAUGUUUGGGGAUGGAAAGUUGUGUGCUUGUAAGCCAAUAAGUGAGCCAGAUUUGGCUUCUUUUAUUGCUGAUUGUGUUUUGAGUGAAGACAAGAUUAAUCAGGUUUUGCCCAUUGGAGGACCUGGUAAGGCAUUGACACCAUUGGAACAAGGGGAGAUGUUGUUCAAACUUUUGGGAAGAGAACCCAAGUUUUUGAAAGUGCCAAUUGGGAUAAUGGACUUUGCUAUUGGGAUUCUUGAUAACCUUGUCAAGAUAUUUCCAUCAAUGGAAGAUGCUGCUGAGUUUGGUAAGAUUGGAAGGUAUUAUGCUGCUGAGAGUAUGCUGAUUUUGGACCCUGAGACUGGUGAAUAUAGUGCUGAGAUGACACCAAGUUAUGGAAACGACACUUUGGAAGAGUUUUUUGAGAGAGUUUUGAGGGAAGGAAUGAGUGGACAGGAAUUAGGAGAACAAACUAUUUUUUGAAAAGAAUUUGUGCUAAUGGUAAUAAAGUUUGUAAACAAUGGAAUGGAACACAGUCAAUUUAUUAAACCAGUUUCAUAUAAUACUGUCUGUUUAAUUAUGUACAUUAUUUGAGUUUCAAUCAGGGGCUUUUGUUUAAUUA